UUCCCUCAAUACAAAAUGAAGUACAUUCAGAUUGAUGCUCUACAUCUUUGCCGGUAAUGGGCUCCAGCUCCUGGGUUUACUGCCACCGAUCAGAUGUAUGGACGGCUGUGAUGAGGAUGUUACAUCACUUGCAGUGCAGCCAGACGCCAGCAGCAGCAUCCAGCUCGGAGGUAACGCGGCGCACAAACCCAGCUGGCCAUAUUGUGCACCAGCUCUCCGCAAAUCGGCUGCGUCACACCUGAAAAACACAAAAAGCAGCGCUGGAGCAAUAAAGUCCGCACAUCAGGAGAAAUUCGCUCUUUUCAAAACGGUCCACGGCUGAGCUGGUUGGUGUUUUUUCGUGCAGGGAAAAUGGUUAAACUGGGGAAUAAUUUCAGCGAGAAAAAUAACGGGAAGGUGGUUUCUGAAGACGGAUUUGACACCAUCCCUCUCAUAACACCAUUAGAUGCCAGUCAACUGCAGUUUCCUCCGCCAGAUAAGGUGGUGGUGAAGACAAAGGCAGACUAUGAUGGUGAGAGCAAGAAGGGAAAGCUACGAUCUCCUAAAAUUGCAGAGUUCUCAAUAAGCAUCAUCGAAGGUGUAUCCGAGCGACUCAAGGUGACCUUGCUGGUGAUCUGUGCCCUGGCCUUCCUGGUGUGUGUGGUGUUCCUGGUCGUCUACAAGGUCUACCAGUACGAGCAGCCUUGUCCCGACAGCUUCAUUUACACGCAAGGUCGCUGCAUGCCGGCUGGGAUGUAUGGCAACUACCCCCCUCAGGGCCCUGGGGGCCGCGGGCGCCUCUUUACCCUCAUCAACCACUACAACAUAGCCAAGCAGACCAUCACCCGGUCAGUAUCACCAUGGAUGACCAUCAUGUCUGAGGAGAAGGUCACCCAGCAGGAGACGGAGACUGCCCAGAAACUGGCUUAACCAACCUGGGCUCAGGAGGUGGCCUCACCUGCUGCAGGAAAUAAUAAAUAAUAUGGUUGUGCCAUUCAAGCAAACCUCAGAGUCCUGUGGGUGAAAAAUCAACUUCUCUUACCUGAGGUGCUCUGCUGCCUUGUUGAUGUAGUUUGGUCAGCUGAUGUGUACUGUAGCAGGAAAUCUGUGGAAAUCUUGAGCGUUUUUAGCAAAGCAAGCCUUACAGUUGGGUGGAUUCAUGGUUUGUUUGAAUAGCAUAUGUUAUUAUUUAUUCACACUUCAAAACAGAGUGGCAAACGUGUAGAAAAAGCCACAGAAAUACAAACAGACACACACACACUGUCUUUGUACAUACACAUAUGUAACAGAACUCACUUUAGUACUCACAUUGUGAAAUGACUGUGAACCAUCUCGUGUCUGCGUCGCUUGUUUUAACGCACAUGCACGCACGACUCUAAAAACAAUCAUUUUGCUUUGAACCUCUUUUCAAAUACAUCAAGUACUGAUAGCGCAUGUCAGACCUCGUGA
Morone saxatilis (striped sea-bass) is the source of this 1428-nucleotide messenger RNA. RefSeq names its product neuronal vesicle trafficking-associated protein 1-like. The transcript has 5 exons. Gene Ontology annotation, biological process: endosomal transport; G protein-coupled dopamine receptor signaling pathway; clathrin coat assembly. Gene Ontology annotation, cellular component: membrane; endosome. Gene Ontology annotation, molecular function: clathrin light chain binding. NCBI's taxonomy places the organism in Eukaryota, Metazoa, Chordata, Actinopteri, Moronidae. Bases 352 to 909 code for a protein of 185 amino acids. The record is from RefSeq and is a predicted model, not a curated record.